Uranotaenia lowii is the source of this 3762-nucleotide messenger RNA. RefSeq lists its product as uncharacterized. The record is from RefSeq and is a predicted model, not a curated record. Bases 1 to 3762 code for a protein of 1253 amino acids. Gene Ontology annotation, biological process: DNA repair; telomere maintenance. The transcript has 5 exons. NCBI's taxonomy places the organism in Eukaryota, Metazoa, Arthropoda, Insecta, Diptera, Culicidae. Gene Ontology annotation, molecular function: DNA helicase activity.
AUGCUGUAUCGCGAUCUGCUCAAUCCAUCGAGAGUCGAGAAGCAAGUGAACGCAAAGCUACGAGACAACAAACCGAUCGAGAGCGUCGUGCAGCUGCACGAUCCACCGAAUCCAGUGAGAGCCGAGAAGCAAGGCUUGAUUCCGACCGGCAGCAACACGCUGUUCAACGUUCCUCUGAAUCCAGUGAACGCCGAGUUACGAGACAACAAACCGAUCGAGAGCGCCGCGCAGCAGCACGAUCCACUGAAUCCAGUGAAAGCAGAGAUGCAAGGCUUGAUUCCGACCGGCAGCAACACGCAGUUCAACGUUCCUCUGAGUCCAGUGAACGCCGGACAACAAGACAACAAACCGAUCGAGAGCGCCGUGCAGCUGCACGAUCCACCGAAUCCAGUGAGAGCCGAGAAGCAAGGCUUAAUAUCGAUCGACAGCACCACACAGAGAUGCGUUCCACUGAGUCCAGUGAACAAAGAACUGAAAGAAGGGACUACGGAUAGAGAAAUCGUCGCAGACCUAGAAAUUUUCUUCCAACGGAAUAACCAAUUGGUUAAACUGUUCAAAACUGCACUCAAUCAAAUGCCAACGGAUGACUAUGUUGUUGUGAUUAGAGCUGACAAAACACCGGUUGGGCAACAUGAACGCCAAUAUAAUGCACCAACAAUCGACGAAGUGGCGAUCGUCGUUGUAGGUGAAGCAUUCCAGAAACGCGAUAUCGUUUUGCAUCGUAGAGGAGGAGAUGUGCAGUUCAUCUCGGAAACUAACCGGUGUUACGACGGAUUGCAAUAUCCAAUCCUUUUUUGGCAAGGUGAAGAUGGCUACCACUUCAACAUCAAAAUGGUAAAUCCAGCGACUGGCGAGGAAACAGAUCGUCAUGACAUUACUGCACGUGUAUUCAGACAAAAGCUUAAAGUGUUCAUGAACUACAUCGUUAAGCAUCACAUCUUCGGCGAAACACGAUGCUGGAUGUAUUCGAUUGAGUGGCAGAAAAGAGGAUUGCCGCAUGCGCACAUUUUGAUCUGGUUAAUGGUUAAACUAACACCAGAUCAAAUCGAUCAAGUCAUCUCAGCAGAAAUCCCAGACCGAGAUAUUGACCCGCUUCUUUUCGAUAUUGUUAUCAAUAACAUGGUUCAUGGUCCAUGUGGCACACUUAACGUGAACUCACCAUGUAUGACAGAUGGAAAAUGUACCAAAAGAUUCCCAAAACCCUUCGUUACAGAAACAAUCAGUGGCAAUGAUGGUUAUCCAUUGUAUCGUCGGAGAUCACCAGAAGAUGGUGGCCGAUUUGCCACAAUUAGCGGGCGCAUUGAGAUCGACAAUCGUUGGAUCGUACCAUACUCGCCGUUGCUCUCGAAAACAUUCGCCGCCCAUAUUAAUGUUGAGUUCUGCAACUCUGUGAAGUCUAUCAAGUAUAUCACGAAAUAUGUUAACAAGGGGAGCGAUAUGGCUGUGGUUGAGGUGAGAAACACUUCUGGACCUUCGGACGAAAUUGAGCUAUAUCAGCUGGGACGGUAUAUCAGCAGCAACGAAGCGGCAUGGCGAAUUUUUUCUUUCCCGAUCCAUGAAAGACAUCCUACAGUUACCCACUUGGCAGUACACUUGGAGAAUGGACAACGGGUAUAUUUUACUGCAAAUACUGCUCGAGAACGAGUGAUAUCUCCACCCUCAACAACGUUGACUGCCUUCUUUUCGUUAUGCCAAGAAGAUACUUUCGCCCGAACAUUGCUGUACUCCGAAGUGCCAACAUACUACACAUGGAAUGCGUCAACUAAGAAGUUCAUGCGUCGUAAGCAAGGUAGAGCAGUUGCGGGUUAUUCAAAUUUAUAUGCAACCGAUGCAUUAGGUCGCGUGUAUACUGUUCACCCUACCAACUCGGAAUGUUUUUAUCUUCGAUUGUUAUUAAUAAACGUCCGAGGACCCAGAAAUUUCAAUGAUUUGAAAACAGUUAACGGCCUAAUAUGUGCAACUUUUCGAGAAGCAUGCCAGAAAAUGAAUCUAUUAGAAAACGAUGCACACUGGGACGUUGCACUAACUGACGCCGCAGAUACAGCUCGACCUCAGCAAGUUCGUGCAUUGUUCGCGAUCAUAUUGACGACCUGCUCUCCAUCCAAUCCUAAGGAACUAUGGGAAAAACACAAGGACUCCAUGAGUGAUGACAUCUUGCAUCGUGUAAGAUCGGAAAAUCGAAAUCCAGAUAUCGCAUUUAGCCAAUCCAUAUACAACGAAGCUUUGAUUGCGAUUGAAGAUGUUUGUUUGAAUAUCGCUAACAAAUUACUGCCUCAAGUGGGUAUACCAGCGCCGCAUCGAGAUUCAAACAACAUUCUCGAUCGUGAUCUGAGGCAGGAGACAGUCUAUGAUACGGAAGAGUUAUCUUCAUUUGUUGAGAGAAAUAUCCGAAAUAUGAAUGAAGAGCAACGUGCUGUGUACGACACUAUCAUGAGUGCAAUUUUGGAGCAGAGUGGAGGUUUCUUUUUCCUCGAUGCGCCUGGAGGUACAGGCAAAACAUUUUUGAUUUCACUCAUUUUAGCAAGAUUACGAUCGGAACGCAAAAUUGCGUUAGCCAUCGCAUCGACUGGCAUUGCAGCAACCUUACUCGCCGGAGGCAGAACUGCACACUCGGCAUUAAAGCUACCGUUAAAUUUACAGAUCAACGAGGCUCCAACUUGCAACAUUAGCAAAAGUUCUGGAAUGGGAAAAAUUCUAAGAACAUGCGAAAUCAUCAUAUGGGACGAAUGUACCAUGACACACAAAAAAACUCUUGAGGCUCUGAACAAUACCCUUAGGGACUUCCGAGGGAACAACGAGCUUUUCGGUGGUACUUUAAUUUUGUUAUCCGGUGAUUUCCGUCAAACUCUACCAGUUAUCCCAAGAUCAACGCCAGCAGAUGAGUUGCACGCAUGCUUGAAGUCUUCAAUACUAUGGCCGUAUGUUCAGAAACUUACUUUGAAAAUUAAUAUGCGUGUACAGUUGUUGAAUGACGCAUCCGCAGGGCGGUUUGCAAAACAGCUACUAGACAUUGGAAACGGAAAAAUGCCUAUCGAUGAAACAACAAAAUGCAUAACAUUUCCAGCUGAUUUUUGUGAAAUUGUGGCAACCAAAGAUCAGCUUAUAUCGAAGGUGUUUCCAGAUAUUGGUCAUAAUCACAAAAAUCAUCAGUGGCUGAGCGUUCGAGCAAUCCUUGCUCCAAAAAAUCAGGACGUAAACGCUAUUAAUUACAGCAUUCAGGAUGCUAUCGAGGGAGAUGAGAGAACCUACAAAUCCGUUGAUACAGUAACCAAUACUGACGAAGUGGUGAACUAUCCGACAGAGUUCCUCAAUUCUCUUGAUUUGCCUGGUUUGCCACCACACGUCCUGAUUUUGAAAGUUGGUGUGCCAAUAAUACUACUGCGGAACAUUAAUCCCCCACGGCUUUGCAACGGCACUCGGCUCGCUGUUAAAAGAUUGAUGGAUAAUAUCAUCGAGGCAACCAUUUUGAAUGGCAAGUUUAAAGGAGAAGACGUUCUGUUACCACGUAUUCCGAUGAUACCAACGGAUCUGCCUUUUGAUUUUAAAAGGUUGCAGUUCCCUGUACGACUGGCUUUUGCAAUGACGAUUAACAAGUCUCAAGGGCAGUCCCUUGAAGUUUGCGGAGUAGAUCUCGAACGACCAUGUUUUUCCCACGGACAAUUGUACAUCGCUUGCUCCCGUGUCGGAUCCCCGAACAACUUGAUUAUUUAUGCUCCAGAUAGAAAAACGAAGAAUAUAACAUAUCCCACAGCAUUACAUUGA